UGGUAUGGAACCAAAUCCCAAUAAGAAAUAUUAUCAUAUGCCUGUGUGAACAAAACAGUUCUUGAACUAUAGCUUUCAGAAAGCAUAGAUAAUAACAGUUGAUGUUAAUAUGUGGUGAUUUCAGCCUUGGAAUCAUAAGAUUAAAAUGGGAAAAAGCAUACAAAAAAUUUUUAAUAGAAAUAAAAUCUACCUUUUAAAAAAAAGAAGUCUCUGUCCUAUAUAGUGAAACACUAAACAUGUACACUUAUUUUUAAAUAUUUCACCAAAUAUUUAGUAUGAUGAGUUUAAUUUUAUUUGCUUAAUCAAUGUAUGAAUAAUGCAAAGUAACUUUUCAUUUCGACAGGAAAAAACAAGGUGGUGAGUUGAUUCAGAUCAUAUCAAGUACAACCUUAAAAUAAGUGAUUCAUGCCUACAACUGAAAACUCAAAUACAAAGAAAUCUGGGUGGAUGUCAGAAAUUUGUGACUAAAAUCUAUUUUUACCUGAUCUCCAAGGUUAAGACUACAUUUAUGUUAAGGUAUUUUUCAUUCUAUAUUAAAGUGUUUUUGUUUUUUUUUAAAGUAUGGUCAGAUUUUAAGUGUCUAACAUUCUCCAGUAGUUCCCCCUCCCUUGCUUAUUCUUCCUGAUCCCAAUCUUAUUUUUUUCUUUUUCUUUCUAGUAGGGUUCCUCUUGCCGGCUAUCCUGUCAUUACAAUUCUAUACCAUUUAAGGUAGCUCUGCUGGGUUUAUUUAUUCUGAGUCCUACAAUCCAGUUUCUCUUUUAACCUGGCUUCCUAAAUCAAAAUAAUAAACCAGAUUAUCUCCCCCUUCCUUCAUUCCAUCUACUCGUGGUUUACACUGCUUAGGAGGAUAUAAUGCAGUCGGGGCACAACCUUUUCCUCUCAGAAUCUGUAUUUUCGAGCCUUCCUCCUUUCCUGGAUGAACGUGCUGAAGUCAGUACCUUGCGAAGGACUUCAGCCCCCACAGUUCCCUGUGUGCGCAUGCCCUCUCUUCUUACAGUUGUCAAAGUGCUUUUGCCAGAGCGGUCACAUAAUCAACCUGAAAGAAGAAAAUAAAUACUGCACACUUUUAAAUUUUAUCGAUCCUUAAAAACUGGACACUCAAAGGGUGAAUGCUCUGAGUUCCGGUGAAGGGAAAAAGAGACGUGGCGAAAUUGCUGUCUUUUCUGUCUUACAAGCACAUCUCUCACUAACACAGAAAAGGAACCAAGACAUCAGAAAGGGUGAAGACGCUCUCAGUAUUUUUAGAGACCUUGCGCCAGCCUCCUCCCACCCCCAGCCCGACCUGUUCUUAUAAAUGGGAGAUUAUGGAUUUGCAUUGCAAUUGGCUAGUAGCGGUGGCACUGGAUUUUCGCAAGUAAAACACCCGCCCGCUUCAGCGAGGGGCAUUAAUGAUCAUCACAUUGACAAUAACGCGUCUCUCUCUUUUCCCGUUUCAGCUGCGCAAACCAUGCAGGAUGAUUUACUGAUGGACAAAAGCAAAACCCAGCUCCAGCCCCAGCAGCAGCGGCAGCCCCAACCCGAGCCCAGCGCAGCCGAAGCCCCGUCCACGCCCCUCUCUUCAGAGACCCCCAAGCCGGAGGACAGCAGCGCAGUGCCGGCCCUUAGCCCCGCCGCGGCCCCGCCGGCCUCCAACUGCCCGGACAAGAUGCAGAUGGAAUCGCCGCUCCUGCCGGGCUUGAGUUUCCAUCAGCCACCUCAGCAGCCGCCGCCGCCUCAGGAGCCCGCGCCACCGGGCGCUUCGCUGUCACCGUCCUUCGGUAGCACCUGGUCAACGGGCACCACGAACGCGGUGGAGGACAGCUUCUUCCAGGGGAUCACCCCAGUCAACGGGACCAUGCUCUUCCAGAACUUCCCGCACCAUGUCAACCCAGUCUUCGGAGGCACCUUCUCCCCGCAGAUCGGCGUGGCGCAGACCCAGCACCAUCAGCAGCCGCCGGCGCCGCAGCCGGCACAGCCCCCGCCGCCGCCGGCGCAGCAGCCGGCCCAGCCCCCGCAGGCGCAGCCCCAGCAACAGCGCCGGUCGCCCGCCAGCCCCAGCCAGGCACCCUACGCACAGAGGAGCGCUGCCGCGGCCUAUGGCCACCAGCCCAUCAUGACCAGCAAGCCGUCCUCCUCUUCAGCCGCUGCAGCCGCUGCUGCUGCAGCCGCCGCCUCGUCGGCCUCGUCCAGCUGGAACACGCACCAAAGCGUGAACGCCGCCUGGAGCGCACCGUCCAACCCCUGGGGCGGCCUGCAGGCUGGACGGGACCCUCGCCGGGCUGUUGGCGUGGGCGUGGGCGUGGGCGUAGGCGUCGGGGUGCCUUCUCCGCUCAACCCUAUCUCGCCUCUCAAAAAGCCCUUCUCCAGCAAUGUGAUAGCGCCGCCCAAGUUCCCUCGAGCGGCCCCGCUCACCUCCAAGUCCUGGAUGGAGGAUAAUGCUUUCCGGACCGAUAAUGGUAACAAUCUGUUGCCAUUUCAGGACCGGAGUAGGCCCUAUGACACUUUUAACUUGCACUCCUUGGAGAACUCCUUAAUGGAUAUGAUAAGGACUGAUCAUGAGCCUCUGAAAGGUAAACACUACCCUCCCAGUGGCCCACCAAUGAGUUUCGCUGAUAUAAUGUGGAGGAAUCAUUUUGCAGGACGCAUGGGAAUAAAUUUCCAUCAUCCAGGAACAGAUAAUAUUAUGGCACUUAACACCAGGAGCUAUGGGCGGAGACGAGGUCGAUCUUCUCUAUUUCCCUUUGAAGAUGCCUUCCUGGACGACAGCCACAGUGAUCAGGCCUUGUCAUCUGGCUUAAGUUCUCCUACUCGCUGUCAGAAUGGGGAACGAGUGGAGCGCUACUCUAGAAAGGUGUUUGUUGGAGGUCUUCCUCCUGAUAUUGAUGAAGAUGAGAUCACUGCCAGCUUUCGCAGGUUUGGACCUCUUGUGGUAGACUGGCCUCACAAAGCUGAAAGCAAGUCAUAUUUUCCUCCUAAAGGCUAUGCUUUUCUGCUGUUCCAGGAGGAGAGCUCAGUGCAAGCUUUGAUAGACGCCUGCCUAGAAGAAGAUGGGAAACUAUACCUGUGUGUGUCAAGCCCCACCAUCAAGGAUAAGCCGGUGCAAAUUCGACCGUGGAACCUAAGUGACAGUGACUUUGUAAUGGAUGGUUCUCAGCCUUUGGACCCCAGAAAAACUAUCUUUGUUGGGGGAGUUCCACGACCCCUUCGAGCUGUUGAAUUGGCAAUGAUCAUGGACCGUUUGUAUGGUGGUGUCUGCUAUGCUGGCAUUGACACAGACCCAGAGCUGAAGUAUCCCAAAGGUGCUGGCCGUGUGGCAUUCUCCAAUCAGCAGAGUUACAUUGCAGCCAUCAGUGCUCGCUUUGUGCAACUCCAGCAUAAUGACAUUGACAAACGGGUUGAAGUGAAGCCAUAUGUGCUGGAUGAUCAGAUGUGUGACGAAUGCCAGGGCACACGCUGUGGUGGGAAGUUUGCCCCAUUCUUCUGUGCCAACGUCACCUGUCUGCAGUAUUACUGCGAAUACUGCUGGGCAAGCAUACACUCCCGUGCUGGGCGGGAGUUUCACAAACCGCUGGUGAAGGAGGGAGGCGACCGCCCUCGUCACGUCCCGUUCCGCUGGAGCUGAGCCCAGGGCCAACCCAGCCACACGUACUGGAGUAGAUAACAAUGAGGGAAAAGAGAGGGCACUGCCUCAGGGCUUACAGUGAUCUGGAAAUCUGUGCAUUCGUUCUUGAUUUUUAAAGAAGAAAUGGGUCUUUUUAUUAUUAUUAUUUACAGUCAUAUUACUGAACUCAGUGUCCAGUAGAAUGCAGAAUUGCAGAGUGAAUAACGGUACUGAUUUGCACUUUGAUUCACACCUUUGUCUGCUUGGUACCUUAAUUUUUUAUAAUGGAUUUGUCACUCGUGGCAGGAUGGACUGCCAUUCUCAUCAGCGGCCAUCAGGUUGAUGUCUGUGACUCUUUUGUUUGUUGUUGUGUUGUUGUUCUGAUUGUGUUUGAACUGGAGCAUGCACUUAUUUUCAGAAACUUAGAGAGUUGCCCCUAGGACAAGACUUACCAAAGGUAAUACUCGUGAGUAGGUGGCAGAUGUAGCAAAAACUUCACAACAAUUCAGCAAUCAUUAGUUGGGGUCAUUUAGAGUAAGGAUAAGCCUUUCGUUGCUCUCUAUUUUGACUUGUAAGGAUACCUCAUAAGCUGGAUCUUUAUUUUUCUUUUAUGUUUGAUUUUUGUUUUGCUGAGGAUUUUGGUUAGAUCUUUUAGUGUUAUGUAAAUUUAUGCUGCAAUAGCUUUUGCUGCUAUUAAAAUGGUAUUAUUAAUACCACGAUACUCUAUUCAGGCUAAGGUAUCAAUUAAAAAAAAAACCCAACAACACACUUUUGUGAUUUAGGGAUAGAGUCAGCUGCCGAAAGGAGAUGAGAAUAGACUUCAGAAAGCUUCAAUGGAAGGUCACUAUUUCUGACUGCAUGUUUACUUAAUCAGGUUGCUGCAUGCAAUAAAUUUUAUAUCCAAUGUCUAGUAUAAAACCUUCCCACAAUGCACAAAUUAAGAAUCUAUAUAAGCUAUAAAAUACUCAUUUUUUUAAAAAAUUUUUUUCAUUCAAAGAAUUGGUAAUUGACUGGAGGAAGGCAUGCCUCAAUAAAUGGAAUGCUUCUGAAUAGGAAGAGCCCAUAACAGAAUGACCUAUAUUACAACAAUAUAAAACCUAGGUGUAGGAUAUUCUUAAAGCAAAUUUGUGGAUGGUAGAUGAAGUACUUUGCGGUGCUCUGUUAUAUAUUGUGCAAUUUAUUUUAUAUAGUAAAGUGAUUAUGUCUAACUGUGAUCAAAUUUAACUGUUUAAAGCCUCUGUGUCAGACAUUAACGAACUUGACAGUUCAUAAAUGGUAUAUUAAUAACUAACACAUGAGCUCUUAGUUACAAUCUCGUAGUGCUUGCACCAUUUUACAUAGCUUCAGACCUUGUCCAGAAAACCAAAGAGCUCAUCUUAGCUUACAAACACUAAGAAUAUAUACAGUAUAUAGAGAUAAGUUGUCAGAUUGACAAACUAGGCACAUUUUUAAGGAAGUUGUGUAAUGGUGAUGCUAAAGAAAUGUCUGUACAAAAUAAGAUGGCCUGGGCAGAAUUGGUUGUCUGGGUGAGAAAUUUACUACUUAAUUCCCUGGAUUUAUCCUGUAAAGCUUGAAUAGUAUUAAGACCUGCUAGUACUACCAUGGACAUUUUUUUAGCAUUCACUCUUGAGCUGCAGAUAGUAAUAUAUAAACACACACAAUGAUUGUGAGACUAUGUAAAUCUUUUUUUAAUCUUCUUCCUAUAUUUUGGAAUUCUGGGGACAAUCUGACUGGAUAUGACACUGCAGAAUAGAUUUAAGUCGCUAGGUUUCAUGUGCUGUGAUGUCCUUGUACUGUCUUAAAUUAGUGUUGCUCGUUUUUGUUUUUUCUCCCAUGUUUAGUUGCAAUUACUGGCUCUCAAGCUAUAGUUUGUUUUCAAAAAGGAAAAUAGUUUUUUACUAGAUUAAAAAUGCUUAUUAGAAUCCUCCCCUUUUGAGGUUACCUCUGGGCUUUUGGUAAUAAUUGCUUUUUUCCAGCCCAGAUGUGGUUUUGUUUGUUUUUUUUUUUUCUAUGUUUGUGGGUUUUUUUCAUCUGUACAAGACAUUUUGUUAUGCACUACUACUUUUUGUAUUCUAGACAGUUUUCAAAAGUUGGCUGAAGAUUUUUUUCUUUUUAAGGAAAAAGGCAUGCUUUCUGACUGACAUGAUCUUUUGCAAUACCUCAAUUUUGAAAUAUAGGAAAGAAAAUGAUAUUUUCUAAGUAAGUUUAUUCAGAAAAAAUAUAUAUUAAUUUAAUUCUGCAAGAAAAUGAUUUAACAGAUGGGUAACUUUAUUUUUUUCAUGCUUAUUUGUGUUUUUUGAAAAUGAAGACGUUAGAGCUUUAUAACUAUAAUAUUAAAGAUCAUAUCUAACCUACAGAAAUCUACCUAAUUAUGUGAAAGAAGCAAAACUUUUUGAAGAAGCACCCCUCUUUCAUGUACUAAAAUAACACUGAGAUUUUUUUUAAAAGCUGGAAGAUUGUACAGCAUUAAGCUAGAGUGAAGGCAAAAAAAAAAUCAUUGUCAUGAAGAAUAGGUUACAAAAAAUAAACUCCAUUUGGUGCUGAAAGUUGUGAAUAGAUGGUGGAAACUACUUUCCCUUAAUUUGUAUAUUUAUAAUCAAGUGUUGAUUGUGCACGACUGACCAGGAUUGUGAAAGAGUUCUUCUGUUUGUAUUUUUUUAAAGAGAACUUUUUUAGUUUAUUAAAUUAUAACAUGUUCCCUUUUGUUUUGUAAAUAAAUGUGCCCCCAAGUUGUUAAUGUUAUAUUAAAACAGAGGGUCCUUCAAAAGAAAUUAUUUUUUAAAACACAGAGGUGUUCUGACCUGCAACUUGACUGGGAAGCCCCUGGGUAACACAGGUCCUGUUGUGGCCUUUCCUUGAUGUGACACUUGAACUAGUCGAUUUUUUGAAGGCUAUAACCUAACCUCGACUAUUUGUUGUUAUGUGCAAUACUGUUUGUACUGUUUGUAUAAAAAAUAGAAAAAAAAAGAAAAGAAAAAAGGCAUAAAUCUUUAUUGCAGAUUUAUUUUCAUUGCAAACUUUAGACAUUGUGAUUCACUGAAAUCAUUUUUCUACUGUCAAAUAUGUACCUUUUCUUCAUGCUGGUAUUUUUUCAAUAGUAAUGUAGCCUUUGUACUGAGACAAAUUUUCAUUGUUAUUUUUAGAAAGAUUUUUUGCUAAGAAAAAAAUUAAACAUAUUUACAUAUUUUUCAUUUUAUUUCGUAUUUUCUUUAAGGAGUGCUUUCUCAAUCAUUAAUAGAGUUGUUUCUGGGAGGGACUUUCAUAUCUGGUCAAUGUCAUAAUAUUAUUUUGUAUUUUUAUUGGAAUAAAUUAAUUUUAUGAUGCUAAUUCUUUAAAAGUUUAUUUUUUUCAUUUCAGUUAUUUUUGAAGCUAAAACCUUUGUAAUAUUGUUACUAAAGUGUCUAGUUUUUUGAAAUGCAAAGCUUUAUGUAUUAACUUGCUGAUGUGGUUUACAAUAGUGUGAGGACGAUGAAAAUGGUUGGUUAUGUAAAAUGAUUGGAAAUGUAACGGAUAAUUGGGUAAUAAAAUGACAGAAUGAGCAGAAGAUGUGAGAUUUUGACAAGCCUUUUCCUUUAUUACAGUGGUUUAGCGUAAGACUAGGGAUGUCACAGUACACUUCUCUAGGGAUGUCACAGUGGAUUUAUACAACACCAGGUGCAGCCAAAUCUGUGGCCCUGAUAAUGAAGUCACCCUACUGAAAUACCCCCGGGUUUAAAACCUGGACAGGUCAACAGAAUGUUCCAUUGCUUUCCCCCUCUAACUCUUCAUUCUGUCCUGUGUUGUGUCUGUGUGUGAGACUCUGCCAUCAACUGCUGUCCGUGUGUGAGACGAUGCCUUUCUCCCAGGCUGAAUCUUCAACGUGCAUUUACAGUGGUGACGUCUCUGAGCCGAGGGAAGACGCUAAGAGGACACCACCUCCGGGGUGGUGGAGACUUGGACUGUGCUGUCUCACCUGCGUUCCCUCCCUGCAAGACUCGCGGGGCAGCACUGAGACGGCGCGCGGGGACGUGACCACUGUACGUGCGGCUGCGUCCUCCACACCUGCCUGCUCCCUGGCACGGUGCCCCUCGUUUGCCUUUUAUUGUGGCGACCCCGUGCAUGAUCUUCCUGCCCUCCUGCUUUUCCCUCACACCCUCCUCACCUGGAAGCUGUGCUGUUAAGGCAGCGUGUCAUUGCAAUGGCACCUAAAAUCAAAACAAAAUCAUACAACUGCAAAACUGGUGUUGCGUAAACAGAACAGCCAAUGACUUGCUCUAGAUAGAGGAUGUGUUUCGACUAGCCGUUGAUGGCCUCUUCCAGUUCUGUUGCCGCGGGGCGAGGUUCAUCAAUAACUCGGAGAAACGCGUGUCCAGAGUCGCCUCUUGGGUACGCUCUGUGUAUUCAGUUUUGUAAAUAAUAUAUAGAUUAGAUCAAGUUGUGAUGUAAAAUUUUAACUUAAAUUGGGUACUACUGGUUGGAAUUUUACAUUAAGUACAAAUAAAUGAUUAGGAACAGAAGAAAAGAAAUUGGAAAAUUCUUGCUUAGUGGUAUAAAGAUUAUGCUUAGAUUUCUGCCUAUAUCUUGUGUUUUAUAGCUUGUUAGUGAGGCAUGGGCUGACGCAGAACAUACUGCAUUUAUGCAAUUAGCAAAGAACUGCUAGUUUUCAUUUUAUCUAGUCUAUUAGCAACAAAAUGGCAUUUAACUGGGUAAAGCUCCUACCUUAAUAUUUGAGUAUUGUGACAUCUCUACUUUGCAAGGUUUGAGUGAAAGAUUAGUCACAGAUUAGUGAAAAAGUAUCUUUUGUUAAAACUGGUUUCUUUGAAUGGAAUGUUGCCUUUUCACUAGUUUGUAGAGUAUGUCAGCUAACAUUUCUUUCUGUUUUUUUUUCCUUUAUAAUAACCAAACUUCUCUAUCUCAGCUGCAAUGGUGUUCCAUCUUACCACAGAGUAUUUUAUAAUUAAUGCUGUUGACUUUACUCUAUACCCCCCAAAUGGGUCAAGAAGUAGACACAUGAUUCCGGGACGUUUCAAUUUGGAUGAUGACAGAGUUAAUUGCAACAAGUAGAAAACUUGGGUGCUAAUAGGGGAUAACUUCUCUUUCCUGGGUAUAGUUCUGUUGGGGUAUAAAGUACUAGGUAUUUGUAUUUUUGCUGUCUAAAUAAUGGAGAUAACUUUUAGAGUGUUCACAGCUAAGAUCUCUGUAUUUGUUUUUCAACUAACAACUAAUUUUAAAUGUAUUGUACCUUUUAUUACCUGUUCUCUUAGAUUGUUUUUUGCUAGUAACCCUUACUCAGCUUCUGCCUUUGGGGCUUGGACUAAUAAUUGCUUGUAUGGAACUACAGUACUGUGACUAAACACGGAGCUCACCGCAGCUACUGCUUACAACUGCUUAAACUUUGUAGUUUGGAUUCAUUUUUUUCUGUAAUAACAACUUAUUAAACCUAGUUGUAUGAAGUA
Messenger RNA from Nycticebus coucang (slow loris), 9015 nucleotides. RefSeq names its product cytoplasmic polyadenylation element binding protein 3 (gene CPEB3). Gene Ontology annotation, cellular component: neuron projection; nucleus; cytoplasm. The coding region runs from base 1295 to 3601 and encodes 768 amino acids. The record is from RefSeq and is a predicted model, not a curated record. Gene Ontology annotation, biological process: negative regulation of cytoplasmic translation. NCBI's taxonomy places the organism in Eukaryota, Metazoa, Chordata, Mammalia, Primates, Lorisidae. Gene Ontology annotation, molecular function: mRNA regulatory element binding translation repressor activity; mRNA 3'-UTR binding; ribosome binding. The transcript has 12 exons.